This is a messenger RNA of Syngnathus typhle (broad-nosed pipefish), 2445 nucleotides long. Its product is annotated as glypican-1-like. Lineage: Eukaryota; Metazoa; Chordata; Actinopteri; Syngnathiformes; Syngnathidae. Gene Ontology annotation, biological process: negative regulation of fibroblast growth factor receptor signaling pathway; cell migration; regulation of protein localization to membrane. Gene Ontology annotation, molecular function: fibroblast growth factor binding. Bases 177 to 1874 code for a protein of 565 amino acids. The record is from RefSeq and is a predicted model, not a curated record. Gene Ontology annotation, cellular component: extracellular region; plasma membrane; cell surface. The transcript has 10 exons.
GCCCGCCCCGCCGUACCUGACAGUACCUCCAAGCGUGCGCCUCGCCUCGUCUGCACAAUUGGGGCUGGCUUCGGCUUGGCGUCUCUCUCGGCCCACUUGCUCCUUCCAAUAGUUCCCCGACAUCGCUCUCUCUCUCUCGCUCUCUCUCUCUCCCUCCCGAUAGUGAAGGAGUCGCCAUGCAGUGUUCCCCUGGCGGAUUUUCUUGGAUUAAGCUGGAGAGGAUGCUUGUCCUGGUGCUGUGUGUGCUGCCGGUGGCACCGGCUCUGAGCGGAACAACCGGGCCGGCCCUGGACAGAAGCUGCGCGGACCUGCGCCAGUUCUACACCGGCAAGGGCUUCACGCUCGCCGGAGUACCUCAAACGGAGACCUCCGGUGAACAUCUAAGGACCUGUCCUCAAGGGCCAACCUGUUGUACCAAUAGCAUGGAGGAGAACCUGGAGACUCUAAGUGCACGAGAGACAGAGGUGCUGAUCAGAGAGGCCGGCAGGUCGCUGCAGGCUGCCUUCAACACGCUCUACAGAAGCUUUGACGCCUUUUUCACUGAGCUGCACGGUGGCUCGGAACGCUCCCUCCAGGAGGCGCUAUCUCCUCUCGGUGCCCUAUACUCCCAAAAUACAAGACUCUACGGCGAUUUGUACUCUGACCUGAAACAGUACUACCGCGGCUCAGCUCUUAACUUGGACGAGACCUUGACUGAAUUCUGGUCGCGCCUUCUGGAACGCACCUUUAAAAGCUCCACGCCGAGAGAGGUCACCCUGUCCGAGGACUACCUGGAGUGUGUCGCUAAGCAACAAGAGACCUUGCGACCGUUUGGCGAUGUCCCGCGGGAUAUGAAAGCAAAGGUCAUUCGGGCCUUUGUCACAGCCAGGUCAUUUGUCCAAGGGCUGAUCAUCAGUGGGGAGGUUGUCAGGAAGGUUUCACAGGUUCCUCUGAGUCCAGAAUGCGUGAAGGCCUUGGUGAAACUGGUCUACUGCCCGCACUGCCGUGGCCUGGCCUCCGUCCAACCUUGUGUCAACUACUGCUCCAACGUCAUGAAGGGCUGCCUGGCAAACCAAGCUGAUCUGAAUCCCGAGUGGCGCAAUCUUAUAGAUACCAUGAUCCAGGUGGCGUCGAGUUUCAGCACCGAGCCCGGUCUGGAUGUGGUGCUGUCAUCCAUCCCCUCUCAGAUCUUUCGGGCUGUGCGCUUGCUGAAGGAAAACAUUGACACCUUUUCAGCCAAAGUGUACCAAACGUGCGGCACUCCAGUUGAGUCAGGCACAGAAAGUCCAACGCUUGUUGAGCCAAAGAAAAAGAAGAGCCGUCCUCUGACAGCUUCCCAAUACAAAGCCUCUCCUACCGCGGGCCUCCGACUUGAGAUGCAGGUGUCAGAUCUCUCCAGUAAAUUGAGGGAAAUGAGACAGUAUUGGCUGCAGCUCCCCAUGGCGCUUUGCGGUAAGUUGUCAACAGACGGCGGGGGCGGCGGCGCCGCCGACAAGGAGAAAUGCUGGAACGGCGUUACGAAAGCCAGAUACCUUCCUGAAGUGAUGGGGGACGGCUUGGCUAAUCAGAUCAACAAUCCAGAGGUGGAGCUUGACAUCACCAAGCCAGACAUGACCAUCCGGCAACAAAUCAUGCAACUCAAAAUGAUGAGCAACAGGCUCAAAAAUGCCAUGGACGGCAACGAUGUGGAUUUCCAGGACGCAAGCGACGACAUCGGCGGCUCAGGAAGCGGCUCGUGCCUAAGCGGUCAGUGUAGUCGAAGCAGACCGGGACUUUAUGCGGACCCUCAAGACACCGAGCGAGUCAAAGGGGCGGCCACGUGUCCAGGCCCCCGCCGCCCGUGGAGCCUCCUGUGGCUUCUCCCGUCGGCUGGCCUGCUACUUUUUGGUCGAUGAUGCUCUGCCACCUGCCGGACUCUGAGGUGCACAGAAUCAUCAUCCUACGGGAGGGAGCUGGAGGAAGAGGAACACAACAGUCCAUUCAAGAACGUUGGUGAAGAGGAUGAUCCAAAAGUGGCACGAACAACAGUCUUUGUUUGCUUUUUGUGCUGUCACUACCUAUAGUUUGAUUGUAUUUGUUGAGCUGGCUCCGAUGAAUUCCAAGAAAGAGAAUGAUGAAGAAACCAAGUUCCAGAAGAGGAGUGAACGGUGACAUGCUACAAGGUCUUUUGCGCUCCACUCGCCAGGGACUGGGAGCUCAGUGACAAAUGCAGCCGUGCGUGCGUUCAAGGCUAAAUAUUCUUUUCAUUUGAUCCCGUGUUGAGGGUGUGUGGUGUGUACCUAAACAACAUUUAUGUCAGGUGGAAAUGUACGCAUGUAUAGCCAGUGCGCAUCUUGUUUGCAUCCCAUGGAAGCAAGACAGGCAGGCAGGCAGGCAGGCGCCAGGGUGAGCCAUGGAUGUAUAGACUUAUAUACGUACUGCGCUCAUAAUAUAUUGGGAAGGAAUCCCUCAAAACCUGUCAAGUAA